CCCGCUGCGUUCCACCUUCCACGCCGCGCGUCCAGCCGUCCAGGGGCUGCGUUGUCGGCCGUCCUUCCUCUCUGUUCUCUGCCUCCAGCUCUGGCGCAGGACCGCAGUUUUCAGCUUCAAUUGGUCAUACUCAUCUGCUUACUGCACACAAAGCAGGCUGCUGUGUAACAGCAUAAACCUGCUCUAUUAAUUGAAGAACCAUUCCAGGUUAAAAAUUUGAGUAGGCCUUUAGCAAUGGCUGAAGCAAAAGGAAUCACUGUUAAAGAUGCUGUCCACAAGUUGCAACUUCGUCUUCUGGAUGGCAUUCAAGAUGUGAACAAACUCUUUGCUGCCGGGUCUUUGAUGUCAUGUAGUGAUUACCAAGAUGUUGUGACCGAAAGAACAAUAGCAAACAUGUGUGGUUAUCCACUUUGUAGCAACUCUUUGCCAUCUAGUAGGCCUCACAAGGGACAUUAUCGCAUUUCGUUGAAGGAACAUAAAGUAUAUGAUCUUCGUGAAACCUACAUGUACUGCUCAGCAAACUGCGCUGUGAAUAGUCGAGCAUAUGCCUGUAACUUGCCAGAAGAGCGAAGUUCCACUCUUAAUCCAUCUAAACUUAACGAUGUCUUGCGUGCUUUUGAGCAACUUGGUUUGGACUCUGAAGUGGAUCUUGGAAGAAAGGGAGAUUUAGGAUUUUCUGAAUUAAAGAUUCAGGAGAGAGUAGAAUUGAUGGGCGGAAAAGUUUCUCUUGAAGAGUGGGCUGGUCCAUCCAAUGCAAUUGAAGGCUAUGUUCCGAAAUCAGAUAAGGCACAAACGAAACACCUUAAAAGAGGAUCUGGGUCCAACCCUGGUCAGCUCAAUAAGAAGAAAGCUUUGAUAUUUAACGACAUAGACUUCACCAGUUGCAUAAUCACUGAUGAUGAGUAUAGCAUUUCAAAGUUACCAAGUACUUUAGCAGCAGAAAAAGAAAACAAUAGCAAUGAAGAUGAUCACAUUAUCUCAUUAGGAAAUCAGGUUGGUUGUUUGCAAAUUCAUAAUAAUGAUGAAUCAGAUCAGCAUGGCCUAAGGAAUGGUAGGGUUUUCAAGAGUGAGAAGGAUCACAUUACUGAGUUAUCUACAGAUCCUUCCAACAACCUGGCAGGAAAUACACUGGAUGGUGGAAAAGAUGCUUCACCUAAGACAACUACACUAAAAUCUUCUCUGAAGCCUUCAUGUGCAAAAAAAGAUACUCAUUCAGUUAGUUGGGCUGACAUGAAAACUGAUCUUAAUGGCAGAAGCAGUCUCACUGACUCAACAACAAGAAUGGAAAGGGAUGAGAAUUUAUAUCCCCUUGCAUCUGCAGAAGCCUGUGCAGCAGCAUUGAGUAAAGCAGCAGAAGCUGUUGUGUCGGGCUGUGAUGUCUCAUCCGCAAUAUCUGAAGCUGGGAUUGUUAUAUUGCCUCCACCACAUGAAAAGAGUGAAGGGGAUUGUGUGGAGGAUGAUGAGGUGCUUGAGGCAGAAGCACAUUCACAAACAUGGCCAACUAAACCAGGAUUACCAAAUUAUGAUCUGUUUGAAUCUGAAGAAUCUUGCUAUGACAGUCCACCAGAGGGGUUUAAUUUGUCUUUAUCACCUUUUGCAACAAUGUUUAUGGCACUAUUUGCAUGGAUAUCAUCAUCAUCUUUGGCCUUUAUAUAUGGGCAUGAAGAAAGUGUCGCUGAAGAAUAUUCAUUUAUUAAUGGACGGGAAUAUCCGCGCAAGAUUGUAUUAACAGAUGGACGCUCACAUGAAAUUAGACAAACUCUUGCCGGUUGUCUAGCACGGGCCUUGCCAGAUGUGGUUGCUGGUCUUGGGCUGCGAAUACCGAUAUCGACCCUAGAAAAAGGAAUGGAUAAAUUGAUUGACACAAUGUCUUUUAUGGACCCGUUACCCCCAUUCAGAAUGAAGCAAUGGCAGUUGAUUGUUCUUCUUUUUCUUGAUGCUCUUUCUGUAUCUAAGAUUCCCGUGCUUACUUCAUUCAAGACAGGGUGGAAGAUUCUUCUUCCAAAGGUACUAGAUGACGCUGGUGUAAGUGGUGAAGAGUACGAGAUCAUGAAGGAUCACAUUAUACCUUUAGGCCGAGUGCCUCAAUUCACUAUGCAAAGUGGAACGUAGUGCAUUACGACGGGAAUCCAUCACAUUCCAUCUCACCCAAAGAUAGUUUCUGAUGGCGAUUCUAAAAGAGGAAUCUUAGAGACAUAGACAUGUCUCUUGGGCUUUGGACUGAAAUGUAUAGGCUUUUUUUAUAUAUAGGAAUUACUUUAUGUUUGUAUAUUGUUUGUACCGCAAUUUGGAUGAUGGAGAGUUGCCUUGUGGCAUGAUUAAGUAGACCUUGGCUCCAACUCUCCAAGUCAUUGUGUUGAACCAAAAAUUUGUUCCAAAAGUAUUGUGUUCAAUAAUUGUGAUUCUUUGGCAUUAAAAAAAUUCUGGAAAGAGGAUCAUCGAGUUAUUAUCA
Molecule: messenger RNA, 2452 nt
Organism: Cuscuta epithymum
Lineage: Eukaryota; Viridiplantae; Streptophyta; Magnoliopsida; Solanales; Convolvulaceae
Source: the annotation of a GenBank genome assembly